AUGGACCCGACCCUCUUAAAAACUCAACCUGACAAGUUCAGUGGGGCCCAGGGUGGCCCACAGUGCAAAACCGACCACCAGAGGGGGGGGGGGGGUGGCCACCGGCAGACUGGCCAGCAAGGCGCGGUGGCACUACCCAAUCAGCAGUGCACCGUCGGACUGGCCAGCAGGCUAUGGCGGCACAGCCAGAUCGGUGCCUCAUCGCUGAUGGGUAUAGCGAGGCGCGGCAGCACACCGACGCCAGCCGAGCAUGUCACUAGCAAUCCAACAGGAGGCACUGGUGCAGGUAAACAGCUUCAUGGCUUUGCUGUCCGCCACUUCUUGGAUGGGAAUGUCUUUGUUGGCACUGCUCUGGUGGACAUGUAUUCGAAAUGUGGCGUGAUAGAUUAUGCUGAAAGGGUGUUCAAUAGGAUACCAGAGAGAAAUUCGGUCACUUACACCACCAUGAUAUCGGGUUAUGGUCAGCAUGGGCUUGCCGAGAGAGCUCUAUCAUUGUUCUAUGCAAUGCCAAAGACUGGAAUGAAACCUGACACUGUCACCUUCAUUGCGGUCUUGUCAGCUUGCAGCUAUGCUGGAUUGGUUGAUGAGGGUCUCAGAAUAUUUGAGUCUAUGGAGAAGGAAUAUGGGAUUCCAGCAACGCCUGAACAUUAUUGCUGCAUUGUGGACAUGUUAGGGAGGGCUGGGAGGGUGGCGGACGCCUAUGAGUAUGUUAGCGAGAUGGGUGAUGAUGGAAAUUUGGUGGGAGUCUGGGGGUCAUUGCUUGGGGCUUGUAGGAUUCAUGGAGAGUUUGAAUUGGGGAAGUUGGUCGCAGAAAGGCUGAUUGAGAUGGAGAGUGGAAAGGAUGUGGGGGGGUAUCACGUUUUGCUGUCAAAUAUCUAUGCUGAAGAAGGAAAUUGGGAGAAUGUUGACAGGGUGAGGAAAGGGAUGAGAGAGAAGGGUUUGUGGAAGGAGGCUGGGCGUAGUUGGAUCCAGGUUGGUGGUAUUGUGCACUAUUUCAUGUCUAGGGACCAAAUGCACCCACAACGGGAUGAGAUAUACACAAUGUUGGAAGAGUUGGUUGUGGAGAUGAAGGCAGCCGGUUAUGGGCUUAGUGUUUGUUCAAACAUGGAUGAGGCGUUUGAGAACGAGGAGUGAGCUUUGUUCUGUUUUGGAGGAAUUCGAUGACAUUUAGAACAAUGAACGAGGAUUUGUUGAGCAAUUUGCAGGUGAGUGGAUUGCUAGUGACUGGUGAAGUACAUGUGGAUGGAGUGGUUGAAGGAUUACAUGUGGGUGUGGUUUGGGAUC
Molecule: messenger RNA, 1284 nt
Organism: Magnolia sinica
Lineage: Eukaryota; Viridiplantae; Streptophyta; Magnoliopsida; Magnoliales; Magnoliaceae
Product: pentatricopeptide repeat-containing protein At3g22150, chloroplastic-like
Exons: 2
Coding region: 1-1134 (377 amino acids)
Biological process (GO): RNA modification
Molecular function (GO): RNA binding; protein binding
Source: RefSeq, a predicted model, not a curated record